Molecule: messenger RNA, 2505 nt
Organism: Macrobrachium nipponense
Lineage: Eukaryota; Metazoa; Arthropoda; Malacostraca; Decapoda; Palaemonidae
Product: golgin subfamily A member 6-like protein 25
Exons: 5
Coding region: 1-2505 (834 amino acids)
Source: RefSeq, a predicted model, not a curated record
AUGCAGAAAGAUUCGUGGAGUUGCCAUGGAGAAGAAGCAGGAGGAAUUCAGAGAAAAGAUUCGUGGGAGUUCAGGAAGAAGAAGCCAGAGGAUUCAGAAAAAGAAUUCGUGGAAGUGCCAGGAGAAAAGCAGGGAUUCAGAAGAAGAUUCGUGGAUGUUCCAGGAGAAGGAAGCAAGAAGGAUCAGAGAAGAUCGUGGUUGGAAGUUCCAGGAGAAAGAGCAGAGGAUUCAGAAAAGAAUUCGUUGGAGUUUUCCAGGAAGGAAGAAAGAAGCAGAGGAUUCAAGAAGAUUCUAAAAGUUGGAGUUCAAGGAGAAGAAGCAGAGGAUUCAGAGGACAGAUUCCGUGGCGUUCCAAGGAGAAGAAGCAGAGGAUUCAGAGAAGAAUUCAGUGGAGUUCCAGGAGAAGAAGCAGGAGGGGAUUCAAGAAGAAAUUCGGGAGAAGAAGGCAGAGAUUCAGAAAAGAUUCGUUGGAGUGCCAGGAGAAAGAAGCAGAGGAUUCAGAGAAGAUUCGUGGAGUUCCAGGAGGAAGAAGAGAGGAUUCAGAAAAGAUUCGGUGUUCCAGGAGAAGAAGCAGAGGAUUCAGAAAAGAUUCGUGGAGUUCCAGGAGAAGAAGCAGAGGAUUCAGAGAAGAUUCGUGGAGUUCCAGGAGAAGAAGCAGAGGAUUCAGAAAAGAUUCGUGGAGUGCCAGGAGACGAAGCAAAGGCUUCAGAGAAGAUUCGUGGAGUUCCAGGAGAAGAAGAAGAAGAAAAGGCAGAAGGACUUCAGAAAGACGGUUGGAAAAAGUUCGGAGGAGACGAAGCAAAGGCUUUCAGGGAGGGGGAAGAUUCGUGGAGUUCCAGGAGAAGAAGCAGAGGGAUUCAGAAAAGAUUCGUUGAGUUCAGGAGGAAGAAAGCAAAGGCUUCAGAGAAGAUUCGUGGAGUUCCAGGAGAAGAAGCAGAGGAUUCAGAAAAGAUUCGUGGAGUGCCAGGAGACGAAGCAAAGGCUUCAGAGAAGAUUCGUGGAGUUCCAGGAGAAGAAGCAGAGGAUUCAGAGAAGAUUCGUGGAGUUCCAGGAGAAGAAGCAGAGGAUUCAGAGAAGAUUCGUGGAGUUCAGGAGGAAGAAGAAAGAGGAUUCAGAGAUUCGUGGGUUCCAGGAGAAGAAGCAGAGGAUUCAGAGAAGAUUCGGGAGUUCCAGGAAGAAGAGCAAAAGAGGAUUCAGGAGAAAGAUUCGUGGAGUUCCCAGGGAAAGAAGAAGGCAGAGGGAUUCCAAGAAACGAUCGAGGAGUGCCAGGAGAAGAAGGCAGAGGAUUCAGAGAAAGAUUGUGGAGUUCCAGGAAGAAAAGAAGCAGAGGAUUCAGAAAAGAGAUUCGUGGGAGUCCAGGAGAAGAAGCAGAGGAUUCAGAAAAGAUUCGUGGAGGUUCAGGGAGGAGAGAAGAACAGAGAUAGAUUCGUGGAGUUUCCAAGGGAAGAAGGAGAAGAAGCAGAGGAUUCAGAGAAGAUUCGUGGAGUUCCAGGAGAAGAAGCAGAGGAUUCAGAGAAGAUUCGUGGAGUUCCAGGAGAAGAAGCAGAGGAUUCAGAAAAGAUCGUUGGAGUCCAGGAGAAGAAGCAGGGAUUCAGAGGAAGAUUCGUGGAGGUCCAGGAGAAGAAGCAGAGGAUUCAGAAGAAGGAUUCGGUUGAGUGGAAGUGCCAGGAGAAGAAGCAGAGGAUUCAAGGAGAUUCCGGGAACUUAGUGGGAGGAGAAGAAGCAGAGGAUUCAGAGAAGAUUCGUGGAGGUUCCGGAGAAGAAGCAGAGGACAGAGAAGAUUCAAAGCUUAGAGACGGAAGCAAAAGCUUCAGAAGAUUCGUGAGUUUACCAGGAAGAGGAGCAGAAGAAAUUCAGAAAAGAUUUCGUGGAGUUCCAAGGAGAAGAAAAGCAGAGGAUUCAGAAGAUUCGUUGCCAUUCAGUGCCAGGAGGGGACGAAGCAAAGGCUUCAGAAAAGAGAUUCCGUGGAGUUCCAGGAAAGAAGCAGAAGGAUUUCAGAGAAGAUUCGGGUGGAGUUUUCCAAGGAGAAGAAGCAGAAGAUCAGAGAAGGAUUCCGUGGAGUUUCCAGGAGAAGAAGCAGAGGAUUCCAGAGAAAAGAUUCGUGGAGUUCCGGAGAGAAGCAAGGAUUCAGAGAAGAUUCGUGGAUGUUUUCCAGGAGAAGAAGCAGAAGGAAUUCAGAGAAGAUUCGUGGAGUGCCAGGAAGAAGCAGGUUCACAGAAAAAUUCGUGGAGUUCCAGGAGAAAAGAAUCAGAAAAGAUUCAGAAAGAUUCUGGAGUCCAGGAGAAGAAGCAGAGGAUUCAGAGAAAAGAUUCGUGGAGUGCCAGAGAACGAAGCAAGGCUUCAGAAAAGAUCGUGGAUUCCAGAGAAGAAGCAGAGGAAUUCGAGAAGAAUCGUGGAGUGCCAGGAGACGAGCAAAGGCUUCAGAAAAGAUUCGUGGAGUGCCAGGAGAAGAAGCAGAGGAUUCAGAAAAGAUUCGUGGAGUGCCAGGAGAAAAAGCGAAACUGA